Microtus oregoni (creeping vole) is the source of this 6001-nucleotide messenger RNA. RefSeq names its product STE20 like kinase (gene Slk). The record is from RefSeq and is a predicted model, not a curated record. Bases 592 to 4260 code for a protein of 1222 amino acids. NCBI's taxonomy places the organism in Eukaryota, Metazoa, Chordata, Mammalia, Rodentia, Cricetidae. Gene Ontology annotation, molecular function: protein serine/threonine kinase activity; ATP binding; protein binding. Gene Ontology annotation, biological process: protein phosphorylation. The transcript is spliced from 19 exons.
CGGAGGGCGCGGGCGCGCUGCGAGUCGGCGUCGGCGUCCGCGCGCGCUGCGGGCCGAGGCUGUGUGGGCUGAAGCAGCGAGCGAAGCGGCGGCGCCCCAGAGCCGAGGGUUCGCGCGGGCCUCGCGCAGCGGGAACGGACGGCUUCGGAGCGGACGCGGGGGCCCCGGCGGGACAGCUCGGCCUCGCCGCUGUGUGCCUCGCGGGCGCCGGUCGCUUCCCGGGCCCGGAGUGGCCGCCGCCCCGGGAGACGCGCCGUGACACGGGCCUAAGGCGAGGCGCCGCGGGCGUCCGCACCGCUCGGACCCCGGCGGCCCGGUGUGCGGCGGGGCGGGGCGGGGACCAGCGCCGGGGCAGGUGCAGCCCCUGGGGCCUUCGAGCGAGGUGCCCACGGCACCGCUCGGCCCGUCCCGGCCCCGCGGGCCACGCGCCCCCCUCCUCGGCCGGAGCCCGGUCGCUGCCCCGCCUUCUCCGGGGAGCGCCAGGCGGGAGCGGCCCGGACCCCGGGCUCGCGCGGGAGAGGACGCGCCAGAAACUUUGCCUUUUAUUGUUCCUAGCUCUUUAAGUGCCAGGGACUCUGCCGGGCAGGAAAAAUGUCCUUCUUCAAUUUCCGUAAGAUCUUCAAGUUGGGGAGCGAGAAGAAGAAGAAGCAGUACGAACACGUGAAGAGAGACCUGAACCCCGAAGAGUUUUGGGAGAUUAUAGGGGAACUGGGCGACGGAGCCUUUGGGAAAGUGUAUAAGGCCCAGAAUAAAGAGACCAAUGUUUUAGCUGCUGCAAAGGUGAUUGACACCAAAUCUGAAGAAGAACUUGAAGAUUAUAUGGUUGAGAUCGACAUAUUAGCAUCUUGUGAUCACCCAAACAUAGUCAAGCUUCUAGAUGCCUUCUAUUAUGAGAACAAUCUUUGGAUCCUCAUUGAAUUUUGUGCAGGGGGAGCAGUAGAUGCUGUGAUGCUUGAACUUGAGAGACCGUUAACUGAGUCCCAAAUCCAAGUGGUUUGCAAGCAGACUUUAGAAGCGUUGAGCUACUUACAUGACAAUAAAAUCAUCCACAGAGAUCUAAAAGCUGGCAAUAUUCUUUUUACCUUAGAUGGAGACAUUAAGUUGGCGGAUUUUGGAGUAUCGGCUAAAAACACCAGGACAAUUCAAAGGAGGGAUUCCUUUAUUGGCACUCCAUAUUGGAUGGCUCCUGAAGUAGUCAUGUGUGAGACAUCAAAGGACAGACCUUAUGACUAUAAAGCUGAUGUUUGGUCCCUGGGUAUUACUUUAAUAGAAAUGGCUGAGAUAGAGCCACCUCACCAUGAGUUAAAUCCAAUGCGAGUAUUGCUAAAAAUAGCAAAAUCUGAGCCCCCAACAUUAGCACAGCCGUCAAAAUGGUCUUCAAAUUUUAAGGACUUUUUAAAGAAGUGCUUGGAAAAGAAUGUAGAUGCCCGGUGGACCACAGCUCAGCUGUUACAGCAUCCCUUUGUUACUGUUGAUUCCAACAAACCAGUUCGAGAAUUGAUUGCUGAGGCAAAGGCUGAAGUAACAGAAGAAGUUGAAGAUGGCAAAGAGGAAGAUGAUGAUGAGGAAACAGAAAAUGCUCUGCCAAUACCUGCAAAUAAACGUGCCUCCUCUGACCUCAGUAUUGCCAGCUCUGAAGAAGAUAAACUUUCACAGAAUGCUUGUAUUUUGGAAUCUGUAUCAGAAAGAAUAGAACACAGUACUCCUGGUGAUAAAUUUAGCAGCAGAGUUGUUAAUGAAAGAUCUGCCACUGAGGAACCUGAGAAGGCUGUGGAGGGUGUUAAUGAGCAUGCAGGUGAUUCUACCAUAGAGACGAUGGCUGAAUUCAAUGAUCAGACAGUAGGAAUCCAUGAGAAUGGGAGAGAGAAGAGACCCAAGCUGGAAAAUCUACCUGACACAGAAGACCAACAAACUGUGGGUGUUAAUUCAAUUUGUGGAGGAAAUGAGGGUGAUAGAGUAACUUCAGAAGUUAAUACUAACCAUCUGAAACCAGAGGACGACAGGAGUAAAGAAAACCAGGAGAUACCUGAGAAUAAACUUACACAGCCUGAAGUAAUUAAAGAUAUGCAUAGUCAAACAAUGGACUUGGUGUCUCAAGAGACUGGAGAAACAGAGGCUGAUUUUCAGGCCGUUGACAAUGCAGUUGGGUUGACAGAAGACACCCAAAAGAAACGGGGAGAAGAUGAUAAAGCUCAAAGAGUUGUAGUCAGCAAGUCAGGGACAAACGAGGCACUAGAUGCUGCAGAGACGGCUGCUGAAGGUGGCAACCAGGAUGUACAGAGUGCUGAUGGGAAGGGCGUAGUGGAAGGAGCCCCCAAGUCAGCAGGGAAGCCCACCGAGGACCCUGAGGCUGAUGGUGCUAAGGAAGAGCCUUCUGUUCAAGAAAGAGUUGAGGAGAAGGAGCUAGGUCAACAGUCUGAAGUGUCAGACACCACACAGGCAGCCAUUGAGGAACCAGGGACAAUUGAGGUUGAGCAAGUUAGUGAGUCACGUAGCACUGAGGAGACAGAGAGGAGUGCCUUGACUGGUGGUGCUGAGGAAGCGGCUCUCGGAAGUGAAGCUGAGGCCGCUGCUACUGAGGUAGAGUUGGAGAGAAAAGAAACUGCACAGGAAGUGCUGGUUAAAACAGAUCCCCAAGCCCCUGCAACCUCGCAGCCCAAUGAGCCUCAUCCUGUCCUAAUACCUAGUAUCAAUAUUAACUCUGAAAACACAGAAAAUAAAGGAGAAAUAAAUGCUUUCCCAAAAACUGAAACCAUACUGUCACACGAGCCUGACAAUGAAAAGGAAAAUGAUACUGACUCAGGGACUGGGUCCACUGUGGAGAACAGUAGCAGUGACUUGAAUUUGUCCAUCUCCAGCUUCCUAAGCAAAACGAAAGACAGUGGGUCAAUGUCUCUACAAGAAACAAGAAGACAGAAGAAAACAUUGAAGAAAACACGCAAAUUUAUUGUUGAUGGUGUAGAAGUGAGUGUAACAACGUCAAAGAUAGUUACAGAUAGUGACUCCAAAACUGAGGAAUUGCGGUUUCUCAGGCGUCAGGAACUUCGAGAGCUGAGAUUUCUUCAGAAAGAAGAGCAGAGGGCCCAGCAACAGCUCAAUGGGAAACUGCAGCAGCAGCGAGAGCAGAUUUUCAGGCGCUUUGAGCAAGAAAUGAUGAGUAAGAAGCGACAAUAUGACCAAGAAAUUGAGAAUCUAGAGAAGCAGCAGAAACAGACAAUUGAACGAUUAGAACAAGAGCAUACAAACCGCUUGAGAGAUGAAGCCAAACGAAUCAAAGGAGAGCAAGAGAAGGAGCUGUCCAAAUUCCAAAAUAUGCUAAGAAACCGCAAGAAGGAGGUUAUGAAUGAAGUGGAGAAAGCACCCAAAGAACUGAGAAAAGAGUUUAUGAAACGCAGGAAAGAGGAGCUUGCACAAAGCCAGCAUGCUCAGGAACAAGAAUUUGUUCAGAAGCAGCAACAAGAAUUAGAUGGCUCUCUGAAAAAGAUCAUCCAACAACAGAAGGCAGAGUUGGCCAAUAUCGAGAGAGAGUGCUUGAAUAACAAGCAACAGCUCAUGAGAGCUCGAGAAGCUGCGAUUUGGGAGCUUGAGGAGCGACACUUACAGGAAAAGCACCAGCUGCUUAAACAGCAGCUUAAGGAUCAGUAUUUCAUGCAGAGACACCAGCUGCUUAAACGCCAUGAGAAGGAAACAGAACAAAUGCAACGUUAUAAUCAACGGCUUAUUGAGGAAUUGAAAAACAGACAGACUCAGGAACGAGCGAGACUGCCCAAGAUUCAACGAAGUGAAGCCAAGACACGAAUGGCCAUGUUUAAGAAAAGUCUAAGAAUUAACUCAACAGCCACACCAGAUCAGGAUCGUGAAAAAAUUAAACAGUUUGCUGCACAAGAAGAAAAGAGGCAGAAAAAUGAGAGAAUGGCUCAGCAUCAAAAACAUGAGAGCCAAAUGCGGGAUCUCCAGUUGCAGUGUGAAGCCAAUGUCCGAGAACUACAUCAGCUGCAGAAUGAAAAAUGCCACCUGUUGGUUGAACAUGAGACUCAGAAACUGAAGGAGUUAGAUGAGGAGCACAGCCAAGAGUUAAAGGAGUGGAGAGAGAGACUGAGACCGAGGAAGAAGACACUGGAAGAAGAGUUUGCCAGGAAACUGCAGGAGCAGGAAGUGUUUUUUAAAAUGACUGGGGAGUCCGAAUGUCUUAAUCCAUCAGCACAGAGCCGUAUCUCCAAAUUCUACCCUAUUCCCACCUUGCAUUCCACUGGGUCAUAGCGACAGCAAGCAUUCUUUGUCUGGAUUUGGCUUCUAAGUGCAUCCUUAUGUUCUCUUCAUCUUCCACAGCACAUGUGACUCACAAAGACAAUCACCUGUCCAUCUUCUUGGUGGUUUUGAAAAUUGGUUUCUUGGAUUUUUUUUUUUGUUAAGCAAACAAAGAUGAAGGGCAAAUGAACUAAGACAGAUGCUGGGCCAUGUUGGCAAGUAGCAUCUUGCAGUAAUUCCCUAAGGUGAUUUUGUAUAUUGGCCUUAAAUAUUGUAUUCUUUAGACAUAGUACUGAAAAACUGCCAGAGAAAUGUUUAAAGUUAUUUGGGGAAAAAAAACCAAACCUGUUACAUCACUAAGUAUUAAUAAAUAUUGUUUUACUUGAUUUCUCAAUGAUACUAAAUUCUAUAGUUAAGAUUAUGCUGUAGAAUUGGAGUGAUUCUCUUUUGGUAAACCAACUAUUAUUAAAAAGCCAUGAGCUACAGAAAUAUGUUUAUUGAUUCAAUACAUAGAUAUAUUUUUUAUCAUUAAGCAGGAUCAAAGUCUUUUAAAAGAGAAAGGCUAUUUCAGUAAUUUGUCACAAACAUUAGCCUGUGUGGGCAGGAACAAUAAUGAGGUGCUAAUUUUAAGAUAGUGCCUAAAACACUAAAUUUUAAUCAUAUAUAAAAUGGGGUUUUCGUUUUGAUCAGCAGGAACAAAAUACCCUUCUCACUGGUGAACAUUACUGUUUUAAAAACGUGUUUAUAUUGCCAUUUAAUAUUCAUCCUAAAACAAAGGUUGUACAAAGUAUGGAAAGAUGAAUGAACUAGCUUUAAAAUGUGCAGAUUGAACUUAACAGAGCUCACCACACUGUCAUAUCACAGACCGAGCUUGCCCACGUCAGAAGCCUCCGUCUCAAAAGUUCUAUUUCUCAGUGACGCUUAGGGGCCUCUGUGCCCCUAGCUGCAGUCACAACUACAGUUCUGAAGCUAGUCUUAGAAGAAGCGUUGUCCACAAAGGAUUUCCAUUCAGUAUCAGACACACAUGCAAAGUGACAUUGUAAGGUUUCAAAUGAGGUUACUCAAGUGCAUUUGGGUUUUAUUUUGUUCCAUGUUUAUAUUAAUUUCUUUGAGUCAGAAAAGCCUGAAACCUUUAUCAUGUGGUUGCUGGUACAUGUGCUCAUUAAUGAAGUGUUCACUCUUGGUUCCUUCUGAAGCUCAGAAUCAGUAUUAUAAACAGCACUUUUGUGAAUGAUGCUUGCUGCCUGCCAUUGGCAACCUGUUCUCUUCUAAGAGUGCUAGGUACCAAACUGUAAACGUUUCAGUUUUUAGUUAUAUUUUGAGGUUGGUGGAAAAAUAGAACUGUCAAUGUAAUGUGGAAACACCAGUUCAUUUAAGGAAAUGUCGAUGUCUGUAGUACUUUGUUGCCGUUUAUUUGAAAACUUUGGAUGCUGGACUUUAUCUGGUUUAAAAAUGCAUGUGUAAUUUUAACUUUAUAAUUAUUUUGACAAGCUUAAUUUUCUUGGACAACCUUGUAGGUAGCCUUAACUUUCAGCCAAUUUUGUUUUUAUAUAAAUAUAUAUACGUAUAUAUUAUAAUGUAUGGUUGUAAAUUCAUACAUACACUUAGCACAUGAAUGUGUUACUGUAUACAGAAUUCUUAAUGCUUUAUUUUCAGAUGCUGGGUUGAAAACUGUUUGAAAGCCUUUAAAUAUAUCUUUAUAAAGUAUGAUGGAGAUUGUUUAUAUUGUUAUGAUAAAAGACAGAAUUAUGUU